AUGAAUUAUAACCUUAUAUACAAUAAAAUCAAUACGAACUAUGUGAUCGAUCCAUAUGUUAGUAUGUUAUAUAUAAAAAGAGCUUAUAAAUAUUUACGACUAUUGAAGAAGAAUAAUGGAAAUGUUAUAGUAUUAGGAAAUAAGUUAAAGGAAAUAAGACUAGAGAAUUAUUUUGAUAAUUUAGAACAUGAAGAAAAAUGUAAUUUAAAUAAAUUAACAAAUGUAACAAGAAAUUUUGAUUUAUUAAUAUGUACAGAUUUGCCAUUAUAUUAUUCUCAUAUAAAAAAUAUAUUCAUUCCAAAAAUGUUAAUAUCAGAAGGUUCUUCAUUUGUUAAAAAUAAAAACUUUUUACAUAUUUUUGAUUAUUUCAUACCAUUGACAAAUGAAAAAUUGGAUAGACAUCUGCAUUACGUUUUGAGUAAAAAAUAUUUAUCCUAA
This is a messenger RNA of Plasmodium adleri (nom. inval.), 438 nucleotides long. RefSeq names its product conserved Plasmodium protein, unknown function. Lineage: Eukaryota; Apicomplexa; Aconoidasida; Haemosporida; Plasmodiidae. The record is from RefSeq and is a predicted model, not a curated record. The transcript has a single exon. Bases 1 to 438 code for a protein of 145 amino acids.